Messenger RNA from Phacochoerus africanus (Common warthog), 2690 nucleotides. It is a transcript of the gene VAMP1, whose product is annotated as vesicle associated membrane protein 1. The record is from RefSeq and is a predicted model, not a curated record. Gene Ontology annotation, biological process: vesicle-mediated transport; vesicle fusion; SNARE complex assembly. The transcript has 6 exons. Gene Ontology annotation, cellular component: plasma membrane; SNARE complex. The coding region runs from base 292 to 648 and encodes 118 amino acids. Gene Ontology annotation, molecular function: SNAP receptor activity; syntaxin binding. Lineage: Eukaryota; Metazoa; Chordata; Mammalia; Artiodactyla; Suidae.
GGCUGGCCAUAGUUCCACCCAUCCCUGUCGCUUAGUCAGACAGGACUGGCGUCUGUUCUUGGCGGGGAUUGGUCCACAGGUUUAUCAGCGUGAUCCGGGGGCGUGGCCAGCACUAAUAAAGACUGGGGCCUGAGCGGCCGCUGCAGUGAGUUCCACCGCAGCUAGAGCUCCAGGUGGUCAGCAAGAGGAGGAGCUUGGCGUUGCCGUCGGUUUCACCGCAGAGUUCCCUGACCGGGUGUCACGCCGCAGCCUCCGGAGAGGAGACAGACCUCUCCUUCCUCUGUUUGAGACAUGUCUGCUCCAGCUCAGCCACCCACCGAAGGGGCAGAAGGGGCUGCCCCAGGUGGGGGUCCCCCUGGCCCUCCUCCUAACACGACCAGUAACAGACGCCUACAGCAGACUCAGGCACAAGUGGAGGAGGUGGUGGACAUCAUUCGUGUGAAUGUGGAUAAGGUCCUAGAGAGGGACCAGAAGCUGUCAGAGCUGGAUGACCGAGCUGACGCUUUGCAGGCAGGAGCAUCACAAUUUGAGAGCAGCGCUGCCAAGCUAAAGAGGAAGUAUUGGUGGAAAAACUGCAAGAUGAUGAUCAUGCUGGGAGCGAUCUGUGCCAUCAUCGUGGUAGUUAUUGUAAUUUACUUUUUUGCUUGAGAAUGUGCCCCCCCUUCCCUGUACUCCAUUGCCAUCCAAACUCACAUCCCUCUCCCUCUUUUCUCCCUGGAACUUCCCCAUCCGCCUUCCUCCAUCCCAGCCCCAGAUCCUCCAUCGCCCACUCCUCCUUUUCUGUUGCUUUCCUUUGCACUCGGUCCCGCGACACUAGAAAUGCUGCUCAUGGUGCAGUCUUGAAGUAACUACCUGAAGAGCAACAGCUGGCGUCUCCUUCCUACCCUCUCAUGUUCUCAAGUUCCCCCAAAGCCAAAAAGAGCUGGAGGCCACAGGACAGGAAGGGGUGGAGCUGAGGUGACAUGCCCUGGAAGGGGCCAAGACAGGGACAGGAGAAGCGUGUUGGUGCCUGAGGGGUUGGCAGGGGAGGCCAGGUUGCUGGCUGGUGGAGACUGGGGACAACUGGGAGGACGUCCCGGUCACUUGGAGCUCUCCUCCUGGGCCAGGCCUGAAGGGGAGCCUGGGAUGGGCCCUAAGGCCAGUGUGGCAGGUAGAAAGUCAAACCUGGUUUUCACCAUUAUUUCUCACCUUUUAGUCCAGGAUUUUCUAUGUCGUCAGGGAUAUCACAACCUUUUAUCUUAUCCUCCGGAGAAGUGGAGGACACGUAUGGAUAACGAGACCCCAGGACCCUUGUUCCCAUCCCAGAAGCAGUUCCACAAGCUUGUAGCUGGGAGGGGCUCCAGUCCGCAGUUCCCACAGCAUUGUUUGUUUGUGAGGGUGGCAAAUACUGUGAUUUAGCCAAAGUUUGAGACUCUCCCUUCAUUUUAGUUAUUGGCAUAGAUAUGGAGAGAAUGCCUGUUAGUUAUAGAGAAAUAGCGAGUCAAGGGCCGAACUUGAAAAUACCAAGCUCAGAGGAAGCCACUGAAGCUCACAAGAGCCCUCUUGCUAGGGAGGGUCCUGUCCCUCCCUUCCUGUUGGAGGUGAGGGCCCUGGAGCCUCCAGGACACCUUCUCUCCACACCACCCGUGGUUCUUGCCAAAGACAGGGGUGAGGCCCCUCCUGAGGCUGGGCCGCUCCUGAGCACUCCCGCCCACCCAGCCUUGGGAAGGAGGCUGUGGGCUGCUGCACCGCUGCGGGGCCCUCUCAUCUGGAGCGGCCUCUGUUCUUCCCACUGUACGUUCCCCUUCCAGAGUGCCCCUGCCUGAGUUCCAUGUGGCCCCCUUUCCUGUCCUCCUCUUUGCGUGGUUUCUGGCACAGACAGUGCGACCCAAGGACAGGAGCUGCCUAGUCUGUCUCAGGGCCGUGCUGGGCUUCAGGAAAAGGUCUGAGGGGAGGGGAGCCGGCAGGGAAGAGAAGGGGGACCGCCCAGGUCCCUCUUCCUUCCAGCAGGAGGAGGCCAAGGCUGGGCUUUCCAUGUAGCAGCAUUUCGGGACGCAGACCCAUCUCUCCCCUCCCCACACCCUGUCCCACCUUCCCUGCGUCCUGCCCCCUGGGCGGACGGAAGAGCCGGACCAAGGCAGUCAGUGUGCCCUCCCAACGGGCCCCUCCGGGCUCCCCCUGCCUGAUGCAGGGGGUCACUGCUGGAGAAGAACCACCACUGUCCUCGAUGUGUCCCAGGCCUGGAGCAAACCUGCCUGCUUGGCCUGCCCCGUCCCAUCACAGGAAUCACCCCUGGUCUCUGUCCCUGAGGCUCCCAGAUGUAGUCGGCUUUGUUCUUCUGGGGACAUCAGCCCCUCUACUCUCUCUCUCUCUCUCUCUCUCUCGCCCUGCCCUGUGCCCUCUCCUGUGUCUUUGCUGUCCCCCUUCCCUCCCACCAGCCAUGUGCAUGAACAGAUGUGCAGCUACACCCAGGGCCUGGCUGUCACGAAGCUGAGGCCCCACAGCCCUUUGGGUCGCCAUGAGACAAUGUGGGGGCUCCACUGUGUGUCUGCCAUCCCCUCUGUCUUUUUUCCUAAUCCUGGCCUCAUACUUGUAUAGAAUGAUAACAGUACUUCCACCAAAGGCAUGUGGCAUAUUUACCAAUUUCAUGUAUUCUGGACAAAGGCAAAAAAAAAAAAAAGAAAAAAAAUUUACAACUUCCUACCACUCAA